This is a messenger RNA of Nothobranchius furzeri (turquoise killifish), 3648 nucleotides long. RefSeq names its product neurotrophic tyrosine kinase, receptor, type 1 (gene ntrk1). Gene Ontology annotation, molecular function: ATP binding; neurotrophin binding; transmembrane receptor protein tyrosine kinase activity. Gene Ontology annotation, cellular component: signaling receptor complex; axon; plasma membrane. Gene Ontology annotation, biological process: protein phosphorylation; positive regulation of phosphatidylinositol 3-kinase/protein kinase B signal transduction; cellular response to nerve growth factor stimulus. NCBI's taxonomy places the organism in Eukaryota, Metazoa, Chordata, Actinopteri, Cyprinodontiformes, Nothobranchiidae. The record is from RefSeq and is a predicted model, not a curated record.
AGGAAAAAAGAGAGGCUCCAGCCCACCACUAGCAUGUCCCCAGGGGCCCUCAGCCUGCCUGUGUGCCUGCCCCCUCCUGCUGCUCAGUACAGCUGUGGCUCACUACCAAAAGAGUGUGGGAAAGCUCUUCACCCCUCUUCAUUAAGUCUUCAUUAGGUGAACCACACAGACACAAAGUCCUCUACGUUCCUGGCUGUGCUGAGGAGACACACGCGAGAUGGAUGUGCCACCCGGGGCUCUGGCGCUUCUUUUGCCCCUGUUGCUUGCCGUGCUGAGCCUGUCGCCCGCACCCACUUUGGGAGGAUGCCCAUCGGCUUGCCGGUGCUCUUUUGCCAUGCUGCAGUGCCUGGAGCCCAAUGGGAUAAGCAGCAUCCCACCACUGGUACCACAGGAGAGCGAGAACGUGACAGAGAUUUACAUUGAAAACCAAGCAGGACUGGAGAAUAUAACAGAGGUCGACCUUGUUUACUACAGAGAGCUGAAGAACAUCACCAUCACUUCCUGUAAACUGAGGUUCAUCUCUGCCAACGCCUUCCAGAACAACCUGAAGCUGCAGUAUGUGAACCUGGCAUCAAACUCUCUAGAGCACAUCAGCUGGAGAGUGUUCUAUUUUCUUCCUCUACUCAACCUGGUUUUGAAGGACAACCCUCUUGUUUGCUCAUGUGACCACUUCUGGCUGAAGCAGUGGGAGAUUGAUGACCGCGGUGAGGUCUACAGCCAGAUCUUGUCCUGUUUUUUGGACGGUGAGGAGAUAUCGUUCCAGUCUCUGGUGAUCGAGAACUGCAGUCUGCCUGAGGUAAAAAUCCCUGACACACAGGUCAAAACUCAAGAAGGAGGCAACCUGACAAUUGAGUGUCAUGUGACAGGAAAUCCAACGCCUGAGGUCAGAUGGCAAACCGAUGAACUUGCCUCUCCCUUUGUUGUCCAGAAGGUAAUCUCGGACUCGUCUCUAAAUCUGGUCCUUUACCUCACCAACGUUUCCUACAAGGACAACCUGCACAACCUGACUUGUGAGGCUGAGAACCAAGCUGGGCCCAAGGAGGGGAUGGUGCAAUUGGACAUUGAGUUUCCAGCCAAGAUCAUCUACCUGAAGGACGCCGUGCAGCAGCACCACUGGUGUUUCCCCUUCCUAAUGGAUGGAAACCCUGAGCCAAACAUCACCUGGCUGUACAACAACAAAAUAUUAAAAGAAACCAUGUUUGUGUACACACAGUUAAUCACAGACUCAAAAGACGGCUCAGAAAAACAUGGCUGCCUCUUCCUCAAUAAGCCGACCCACAUCAACAACGGUAACUACACUCUGAUUGUGGAGAACAAACUCGGAUGGGAUGAGAGAACGGCAGUUGGGGCGUUUAUGGACAAUCCCUUUGCCUCGGAUCCUGAAGGGUUGAUCCCAGUCCCUGUUGAGAAUCCAACUCAUGCAACCAAAUCAAACAUGGACGUCACAGAGAACCCAGAGAGCCGAGUGUUUGUGGUGUCUGUGGCCGUGGGCUUGGCUGUGUUUGCCUGCACUUUUCUGCUCAUCGUUAUCCUGGUUAUAAACAAAUGUGGCCAACAAACCAAGUUUGGGAUUCACCGCUCAUCAGUUCUGGGGACGGAGGACGACCUGGCUGUGUCGCUGCAGUUCAUGAACUUUGGUACAGGCACGCCUUCUUCAGACAAAGAUGCUGGCUUGUCAAGUUUCGUGGAGAACCCGCAGUAUUUCUGUGGCAUCAUCAAGGACAAAGACAUGAGUGUUCAGCACAUCAAACGGCAGGACAUCAUGUUGAAGUGGGAGCUGGGUGAGGGAGCGUUUGGGAAGGUUUACCUGGCCGAAUGUGCCAACCUCAGCCCCGAUGACGACAAGAUGCUGGUUGCCAUUAAGACUCUGAAGGAUGCAAACGAGUCGACCCGGCAGGACUUCCAGCGGGAGGCAGAGCUGCUGACGGUUCUCCAACACAAACACAUUGUCCGGUUCUAUGGAGUCUGCACGGAUGGAGAGCCGCUGGCCAUGGUGUUCGAGUACAUGAGGCACGGAGACUUGAAUCGUUUCCUUCGAGCUCACGGCCCUGAUGCUCGAAUCCUAGAGGAGUCAAAGAUGCCCCCGUUGGGUCAGCUGACUCUACCUCAGAUGCUGCACAUCGCUGCUCAGAUAGCUUCAGGCAUGGUUUACCUGGCGUCACUGCACUUCGUCCACCGCGACCUGGCGACCCGUAACUGCCUGGUGGGAGAAGGCCUGGUGGUGAAGAUUGGAGACUUUGGGAUGUCUCGAGACAUCUACAGCACAGAUUACUACCGGGUGGGUGGACGCACAAUGCUACCAAUCCGGUGGAUGCCUCCGGAGAGCAUCAUGUACAGAAAGUUCACAACAGAGAGCGACAUCUGGAGCUUUGGCGUGGUUCUCUGGGAAAUCUUCACCUAUGGCAAACAACCCUGGUAUCAGCUGUCCAACAAUGAGGCCAUCGAGUGCAUCACUCAGGGACGGGAGCUGGAGAGACCGCGCACCUGUCCCAAGGAAGUCUACCUGCUGAUGCAGGGUUGCUGGCAGAGGGAACCCCAGCAGAGGAUGGUGAUCAAGGACAUCCACCACCGACUGCUGGAGCUGGUCAAGAACCCGCCUGUUUAUCUGGAUAUCCUGGGUUGAGAGGGGAGGAGAUCAGAGGCGUGAGAGAUCCAUUGAAACAAAAAAAAAUAUUUUUUAUUUCAAAAUGAUUCCCCCCGUUUUGCUCAUUUGCUCAAGUGAGCUUCAUUUUGUCCCAUUCCAGCUAAACGUUGAGUCCUGUUUACUGCCCUGUGAUUCACUGGAAAAAAUGUCAAAUGUUUACUAAAGUGUUUAAAGUUUAUCUGAUGUGGGAUCAGCCUGGGGGAGGACGCAUGAGUGGGAGUGACAGCGCUCGGCCUCCGUGUUUCAGAGGAACAAAUUCUCCUCUGAAGGACGCCUUUAGUCAAUGUAAAUAAGAUAAUCACAAUCAAAGCUUGUUUUCCGUGAGUCAGAACCACUGUAUCAUAUGAUUAUUUUUUAGAAAAAAAAAGCAUAAAAAAGUGUUUCCUGAUAUAAAAAUCCUGUGUGUUUACAUGUAUUAUGAGCAGAAGCAGCAGAGGUGGGACCUGUCGGACAGAUUCACCCUGCAGAGGCUUUCGGUCAAAUUAGCCGUAUUUUUUGUGCUGAAAUCAAAGCACUGCAGUGAAAUCUGGUACGGGAGCAGGGUGGGGGUGGGGACGAAAGCCUGAGAUGGCAACAGAUGGGUUAAAGCAAGACUCCAGGAGGGGGGGCAGAUGGCACUGAAAGUGAAACUGGACGUUUAGAGAGAAAGAUCAGGUAGAACCUCUGUGUGUAAAUAAUGAAUGUACAUACUCUCUCCUACUGUCUAAAAUACCCACCUUCAUGUAUUCAGCACUUUGUAUAUUGUCUUCCCUUAAAAAAUAAAGUUGAUUUAAAAAAAGAACAUUCUUUUGGACGUGCUUCCUGGAGGACAGUCCCUCCUGCUGCUUUGUGUGUUUAAACCUGCACGUCCUAACAAGCUAUUCAAGAGCCUUGUGUCGUUUUGACGGUCUAAUCAGCAGCCUGCGUCAUCUCCACGGGCUGCUCAGCAGACGGUUAUUGAAAAGGAAUAAUCAAGUUUCAUAUUGCCUUACAGCCGGGCCUCCAGCAAACAAACACCCUUCCUC